UUUGCCCUCUCCACUAUGGAUACACACUGCAGUGCUCACUGGAGUUGUAGCCGUAUCGCUUCUCCCUCCUCAUUAAGGACCAACAGUGAUGUUGGCGCUGCCACAGAUGGAUGGAUGGCUUCGGUUCCCUAAGCCUGCGCCGUCUCACUGACAACCCUGCCUGCUGCUGCUGAAGUGAGAAUGCUCUCCAACAGGAUUGUGAUAAAGUGGGAAGUAUCUUCUGCGGUGCAGUGUAUUGACCACACACACUUCUUUAUGUGUGGGCAGCUGCAGCGGCUGCUCUUCGCCUGCCGGCACGGGGAGGGUUAUUUGGCUCCAGUUCCAAGUUAUGAAAGUGACAUUGAGCACGGACAUGGACCGGUGGAACCUAUAUCCUUCCAGCCCAUGGGAUCGGAGAGGAUGGAGAUGCGAAAGAGGCAGCUGUCAGGGCAGCAGGAGGCGGUGGCGGGGGUGACAGUGACGGCGCCGGCACAGCAGGGCCAGGCCGGCCAGGGCCAGCGUGCCUCCAACGCCUGCUGCUUCUGCUGGUGCUGCUGCUGCAGCUGCUCCUGUCUCACUGUUAGGAAUGAAGACAGAGAGGAGAGGAACCGGAAAGCCUCGUACGACGUCAAAGCAGAGGGCACCACCGACUGUGAGGAGAGCCCGAAUCCCACUGUGGAAGAGGUGCGCGCGUGGGGGCAGUCCUUCGAUAAGCUGAUGCACUGCCCAUCCGGACGCAGUGCCUUCCGCCAGUUCCUGCGGACAGAGUUCAGCGAGGAGAACAUGCUCUUCUGGCUGGCCUGCGAGGAGUUCACCAAGGAGACCAACAAGAGCGCCAUCGAGGAGAAAGCUCGCCUCAUAUACGAGGACUACAUCUCCAUCCUCUCACCCAAAGAGGUGAGUCUGGACUCGCGUGUGCGGGAGGUCAUCAACAGGAACAUGCUGGAGCCCACGUCUCACACUUUCGAUGACGCCCAGCUGCAGAUUUACACCCUAAUGCAAAGAGACUCAUAUCCGCGGUUUAUGAACUCGGCGGUCUACAAAAACCUGCUGAAGAGCGUCUCUGAGCAGUCUCCAGAAUCCUAGAUCUCUGUGACCCCACUCCAGUAACCCCACCCUCUCCUUCUUCUUCUUCUUCUUCUGCUUCUGCUUCUUCUUUUUGUUGUUCUUUUUUCUCAUUUUUUUCUUUGAGUAGAGUAUGUUUAAAAGGACCUCAGCGUGGGUCCCUUGCAGGGAUUUUACUGCAUUAGAGAUCUGUACCUGAAAAAAGACACUCAGGUCCUCCAGGUCACUGGAUUUUAAAAACAAUGUCUCAAAUCUCCUGAGGGCUCAACACCACAAGUACUGCUACAGAUCAACAUAGCAAGAUGCUCCAAAGGAAUACCAGUGUGUUUUUUUUUUCUUCUUUUUUUUCUUUCUUUGGUGUUUUUAAAGAGGAAUAAUCUAUUUUAUUUGUUUUCUGAGUUUCUUUUUUAAUUAUUGUUUUUAAAAUACAAUUUUUUGUAUUCUGUUUGAAAGAAGACGUGACACCCGUUGUGGGCUAUUUACAGUAUAUACAGUAGAUAUAUUUAUUGAAUUUGUAAUAUAUUUCCUCAACAAUCUUUCUUGUCUUACAAUAUUUAAAGAAAAGGGAAUUAUGGGUAACAGGACGUGCCCAGUUCUGAACACUGCGUAUGAGAAUCAAAGCUCAAAGUCAAGGCAACACAUCAGCUUUACGCACAGGAAACUGUGUGAGGUACUGUAACAAUCCAGCUCCGCAUAUUUCAUUACCUGUUCCCUCCCAUAAUCACUUGGCACCUCCAAUUGGAGAAGACAUUUCGCCAUAUUUAAGAUGUUUUUGUUAUUCAGAUCAGUGUUAAAAGAGUGAAAAAAGGCAGAAACUAAAUAGAAAGUUAUUUGAAAGAAAAUCAAAUCUCAGAUUUAUAAAUGCUAUCAGCUAAUCAGCAAACCCACUCUUCAUCAUAUUUAUUAUUUAAACCCUGAUUUCAUUCAGUUACAUAUUUCCCAGGCAUAUUGCUCAGUGCAUAAGAGGACAGUGCCACAGGUUUGCUUUCUUGUUGUUUGUACUCCAGCAAAGUGGAUUUUUAAAAUGAAACUAUGAGUGUGAUUUUCUGAAGUGCAGAAGGUUAUUUUUCUAGAGUAACUGUAUUUAACUGUAACUGUAUUAUAAGACGCACUAUUAACAAACAUCUAUUUUCUGGUCUAUUUCAAUACAUAAGGAUUAUAAGGUGCAUUUUAAGCGACUAUAGUAAAGAAACAAGUGUCAUGUGUCCCUCCAUUCAGCAGGUCUCGCUGCUGGGGGCGCCUAAGUAAACAAAAUUUAAAUUCUUAGAAAAAAACAUUUUCUUUCAAAGUUUAACGAGCCCUGAUGUUAAUCUACACAGACUUCUCUCCUGAAAACUGUUUAUCUGGGUGAGUAAAGCACUUCGGUUUAUUUACAGUAAGCUUAGAUUUCCAAUAUUUUAGCAUUAUUAGCAGCAGCGCUAGCCACGAUUAGCUGCAGCCCUAGCCGUGGUUUGCAGUGUUUAGCGCUAGUAAAUGGCACCCGACAGCACUACACUGAAGAACCCUGAGUGUUCUGGUAAGCCAGGAUGCUAUCAGCUAGCGGUUCAUCCCAAGUACCUGGUUUUAACAUGGUAGACUACAGUCCAAUAUACUCACCUCUGAACGGUGAAAGAGCUAGCACUGCGGUUAGCGGCUACUGCUAACACGGCUCCAGCCUCGGUGCUGGAGGUGGUGAUUAUAAGACGCAAUGAAAAUUUUUAGGAAAAUUAAAGGAUUUUAAGUGCGCCUUAUAAUGUGAAAAAUAUGGUAUCAGCUGAAACAUGCAGCACUCACAAUCCCUUUGUUCACAGAUGCUUCUGAAGAUCUCCCUAUCUUCCAGGAGCUGUUUUAGGCCUGUUCACACAGUCAGGAUUUUUUUUUUUUAAUCAAUGUAGCCUUUUCUUUAGCAUUUUGGUCUCCUGUCCAAAUUAACAUGGUAUUUAGUUGAACUUUUCAACUUUUCAUGAACUCUGUUUCCUGAUCAGCAUUUAUGAGAAAUGAGAAAUGGCUGAAAUAACAAAAUGCAGAUGUAGAGUUUUCAGACCUCAAAUAAUGCAAAGAAAACAAGUUCAUAUUCAUAAAGUUUUAAGAGUUCAGAAAUCAAUAUUUGGUGGAAUAACCGUGGUUUUAAUCACAGUUUUCAUGCAUCCUGGCAUGUUCUCCUCCACCAGUCUUACACACUGCUUUUGGAUAACUUUAUGCCACUCUUGGUGCAAAAAUUCAAGCAGUUCAGCUUGAUUUGAUGGCUUGUGAUCAUCCAUCUUCCCCUAGAUUAUAUUCCAGAAACUCAUCAUUUUAGGUGAACUCUCUUUUUUCCAGAGCUGUAUAUGAAUACACUAGAUACAUUUGUAAAUAAUGAUCAAAUAAAGCUGACUGCACUUCAGUAGUUAUACCCAUUGUUCCAAUUCAGAUCCACUGGAGUACCUAAAAAGGUUUACACUUUGAUUUAAUUAUUAAUUACUAAAAUAUCCAACCUGCUUUAAUCAUAAUGUAAAUUAUGUCUUGAAAGGAACAAAACCCUUUUGAAAUGUAUUAAAAUGUGUUGAUCUACAGUGUGAAAUAUGGUUUAGAUUUAGAUCAUUGUUUCUCAGUGUUAGUCCUAGAGAACCCCUGUACUGCACAUUUUGAGCGUUUUGCUGCUUUAGCACACCUGAUUGGUCACCCUGACCUAUCACCCAUUAGUCCUUUAGUUUUUUUUCCAUAGUUUUCCCACUGUGUUUGUUUGUUUUUAUGAAAUGUUCUUUGUAUUAAUCAUCCUUUAGAAAAAAAAAACAUUUUUGUUUUUGCAUUCCACCGUCCGUCAAACUGGACUGAGUUUUCCAGUCAACUCAUCCUAUCAGGACGUAUUUUUUAUUUUUGCAUUUUUGAUGAUGUUACCACGCACCAGCAGGAGGGGAAAAUCAGUAAUCUUUCGUAAACCUCUCUAGUAACCUGCUUCAUAUCCCUUUUCCACCACCUUUAUCCUAUGAUACGGAGGGAAAAUGCGCUGUAAUUCUGAUUCAGGUUGAAUGGGUGUGUUAGAUCUGGAAAAAAAAACGGCUGAAAUUUGUCACAAAGCUGCUGCGAUUGGAAAACGACUGUUUUGGACCGUCUCCUGAAUUUAGAUGAAAUAAAAUAGGAGUAGAUAUUUUAAGGUUUUAUAUUUUUUGCUUUUAAAAUAGUAGUAGUAGUAUUAUUAAUAGUAGUAGGUGACGCCAAAGUAGCCAAUCCAGAUAAACUGUGUUCUGACUAGUUUACUCUCCAAAACCACUGACUAGAAUUGGAGUUGCCAAGUCUUUUUUUAAUCUUUUGGUUUCUGUGAAUUACUUUGUUGCCUGACUUUCAUGUCGCUCAAAGACAAGAUCCUCACUCACUCGGGGAAGUGCCUUGACAUUCAAUUUUGUGACAUCUCUUUUAUGGCAAUAGUUGAAUCAAACUCUUGCCGCAGAAAUAGACUCUGGGCCUUUGAUCAAUUUAUAAGGUGAUUUGUCCUGAAGUGACUUCGGAACUAAAACUUGCACUUCAUUUGUCAUUCUGUUUUAUUUGACUGAUUUUAAAGAGCAUAUGAUCUGUAGUUUAUGUUGUUGUUAAUCCCCAUCACUGAAGUCACAGCAUAUCUUUGGGUUUGAAUUUAGGACAAUUCAUAAAGGCGGGUUGAUCUGAGUCCAGGUGUGCAUCUGCCAAUACGUAUUACACGGUGGUACUUCUACUUGUCUUAGAGUAACUUACUCAAUAUGUGCAAUUUGAGCUGAUGGAUUCACCACAUAGAUCAACCUCAAAUACAAUCUAAGCCAAUGGUUUGGAGUCGAUACUGCCUAUAAAUGUUUUCCUUUUUCCCUUUCUUUUUUUUUCGUUGUCGUUCUGUCGAGUACACAAAGAAGUGUUAUUUUACGAUCCGUUUACGAGAAAAAGAGAGUACGUUUUUAAAUGAAUAAUAUGUGAAUGUUUACAGUAAAGUAAUUUUUUUCUGUUUUAUUCAACGGAGAAAAAAUAAUAAUAAUGAUUUGUGGGCAUUUGGAAUCUUUAAGAUAAAAUAAAGCACAAUAAUUUUA
Molecule: messenger RNA, 5054 nt
Organism: Astyanax mexicanus (Mexican tetra)
Lineage: Eukaryota; Metazoa; Chordata; Actinopteri; Characiformes; Acestrorhamphidae
Gene: rgs20
Product: regulator of G protein signaling 20
Exons: 5
Coding region: 181-1065 (294 amino acids)
Source: RefSeq, a predicted model, not a curated record